Molecule: messenger RNA, 4465 nt
Organism: Macrosteles quadrilineatus (aster leafhopper)
Lineage: Eukaryota; Metazoa; Arthropoda; Insecta; Hemiptera; Cicadellidae
Product: sister chromatid cohesion protein PDS5 homolog B-like
Exons: 25
Coding region: 166-3861 (1231 amino acids)
Biological process (GO): mitotic sister chromatid cohesion; DNA repair
Cellular component (GO): nucleus; chromatin
Source: RefSeq, a predicted model, not a curated record
CUGUGGACGGCGUUGUCUCUUUACUAUAGCAAAUUAAUAAUAUUUUGAUUAAUAUAGCUACAAUAACAUUAUGCUCUCGUUGUAAACGAAGUAAUUAUGUUCGCAAGUGAUAAAAUUUGAAGCGGUUGAUGUUUUCAUAGUUUGUUUCCUCGUGACAUUGUCGCAAUGCCUCAUGAAAUAGUUUAUCCUCAGGGCUGUCGGCCCAUCAAUGAAGAGCUGGGUUCAGAUGAACUCAUUCGCCGUCUUAAGACGCUUGCCCACACGCUCCAAGCGAUGGGCCAAGACGAGGGAAUGUACCAGCAGUAUAUACCUCUGGCAUUACAUCUAGCUGAGGAACACUUUUUGAUGCAUCAAAGUAAAGAUGUACAACUUCUCAUAGCGUGUUGCAUAGCUGACGUUCUCCGAGUUUACGCUCCGGAAGCUCCUUACAAGGAUCCUGAACAAGUCAAGUCGAUAUUCAUGUUUCUGAUCAAGCAGUUAAAUGGCUUGAGAGAUCCCAAGGAUCCAGCCUUCAAGAGAUAUUUUUAUUUGUUAGAAAAUCUCGCGUAUGUCAAGUCUUUUAAUAUGUGCUUUGAUUUGGAAGAUUGCCAAGAAAUAUUUUGUCACCUGUUUGCACUGAUGCUGAAGAUUGUCAACGAUGAACAUUCAAGUAAAGUGAAGAGUUUUAUGCUUGAUGUUUUGGUCCCGUUGAUCACAGAGUCAGAUAUUGUCAGCAAUGAACUGCUGGAUAUUAUUUUGAUGAACAUUGUCGAGCCUAACAAAACAUCUCGGAAAAACGCCUAUCACCUAGCCAAAGAACUCAUCAAUAAGUGCAGUGAUACUUUGGAACCGUACAUCAACGCCUUUUUCAACCAAGUGCUGAUUCUGGGCAAGGAGGAGAAAGGUUUGUCAAUCUGCAACAAAGUGUACGACCUGAUAUACGAGCUCAACAAGAUCUGUCCGAGUGUUCUGCUGGCCGUGCUGCCGCAGCUCGAGUGUAAACUGAAGUCCAACCAGGAGCAAGAGCGGCUGGGAGCUGUAGCGUUGCUCGCUCGUAUGUUCAGCGAGAAGGAGUCCGUACUGGCCAGGAACCACCAUCAACUGUGGCGUGCGUUUUUGGGAAGAUUCAAUGAUAUCAGUGUCACCAUUAGAAUAAAAUGUGUCCAGUACUCGAUGCACUUUUUGAUUAAUCACCCUGAACUGAGAAAAGAUAUCGUGGAAACAUUGAAACUAAGACAACACGAUUCAGACGAAAAUGUCCGGUACGAAGUUGUGGCAGCCAUCGUAUCAACUGCAAAAAAAGAUUUUGAAAUUGUGUCUCAGAGUGAAGAUUUGUUGGAUUUUGUAAAAGAACGUACUUUGGACAAGAAGUUCAAAAUUAGAAAGGAAGCUAUGACCGGUCUCUCCUUAAUAUACAAAAAGCAUUUGUCUGAUUCUGAUGUUCCGCAAGCAACUAAAAAGGCUGUCCUCUGGAUUAAGGAUAAAAUUUUGAAGGGAUAUUACAUGCAGGGCAUGGAAGAUAGGCUGCUGGUUGAAAGAUUGCUGAAUACUUCGUUAGUUCCUUACACCCUUCCACCUGAGGAGAGGAUGAAAAAGUUGUACCACUUGGUUGGCACGAUUGAUGAUCAUGCAACUAAGGCAUUUGUAGAACUGCAAAAAAGUCAACUGACAGUGCGUAAGAGUGUGGGUGAGUGGCUGGAGAUUCACAGGCGACCACCAAGUAUGGAGAGAGAAAAGGAUAUAGGAGCACGACUUAUCCAAAUAUCUCGGUUCCUCCCAGACCCAUUAAAGGCUCAGGAAUUCCUUGUCAGGUUUUCCAAAAAUAUGAUGAAGGACCCAAGUUUAUUGCUCGGCAUGGAAGCGUUGGUUCGCCCUGACAUGUCUUGUAAAGACUGCACCCACACCACCAGUCUGGUGUUGAAGAAGCUAGGCCAGCCUGUCCAGACCAACUUGUACUACACUACUGUCAAGAUGUUGCUGGAGAGGAUCUCGUCAGUGAUGGUGGACUCAAUCGCCAUCAGAGCUCUGAUUGGUUUUGUGGAAGACUGCUUGAAAGGUGGAAAUCUGAUUGAAGAAAUAGGACUUCAUCCUAACAAUGCUGGUGAACGAGGCCUUAGACUACUUGUGAUGCUUUCAUACAUUUUCCCCCAUCAUUUUCUACAUGAAGACAUAAUUCAGCAUUUAAUAAGACUGUUAAGCAUGGAAGAGGAUUAUAUUGCCCCACUGGUUCUGACGGUGCUGACCUUCCUGGGGAAAUACAAGCGGCUUGAUGACGUGGUCCCCAAUGAAAUAAAUCAACUGAUUCCCAUUUGUAAGAGGUUUGUGGAGACUGGAACUCCCAAGCAAGCGAAACAUGCGAUAAGAUGUUUAUUCAAAAAUGUUUCAAACAAUGUUGAAGGGCUGUUUUCUGAAAUGCUAGAGAAAGUAAAGGAGAACCUAACACCUACUUCACCAAACUACAGGACAGCAAUUGUAGCACUCGGUCACAUUGCCUAUAACCUGCCAGACCACUACCCUGUUCACAUCAAAAACUUGGUAUCUAGAAAGAUUGUGAAGGAGCUGCUGGUGAAGGAGAGUGACGGAGGAGGCCAAAACAAUGAUGAUGAUUGGUGUGAGGAAGACCAGCUACCAGAGGAGACUAGGUGCAAGAUUGAAGGCCUGAAAGCUAUGGCAAGAUGGCUACUGGGUUUGAAGAAUGACAAGAUGUCUGCACAGAAAACCUUCAGAAUGCUUGCAGCCUUCAUGACCAACAAAGGAGACCUUCUGCAGUCUGGCAAGCUUAGCAAAGCUGAGAUGUCGUGGCUGAGGCUGGCUGCAGGUUGUGCCAUGUUGAAGAUCUGUGAACAGAAAGGUGUAGGAGACCAGUUCUCUCCUGAACAGUUCUACAUCCUGUCUCACCUUAUGAUUGAUGAGGUACCCCAAGUCAGGGAAACAAUGAUGAUAAAGUUGCAUAAAGGGCUAGGACGAGGUUUACCCAACAAGUGCCUGCCGUUGGACUUCAUGGGGUUCUACGUCUUGUCUGGUUUUGAACAAGACAAACGACUCCGAUCGGCCGCCAAAAGUUUUAUGUUCCUCGACAUUAACAAGAGGAGAGAGUACGCCAAGACUCUUACAAUGGGCUCUUCUGCUUGCAGUAUAGAUAAAGCGAUGAGCCAGCUGCCUCACAUUCUACCAGACUACAUGUUGGUGUUUGCCUUGCCCAUCCUGGUCCACUGCCCUCUCUACACCAGUCACGAGGACGUAGAAGAGCUCACCAGGCUACGGACAGUGUUGUGGUUUAUACUGGAGCCUCUCAUACAGAAGAAUGACUCGUACUGCUACGGCUUCUAUAAGGAGCUCAUUGACAAAAUGAAGAACCUCAAUGAUGCCGUCAAGCCUGAGGAUAACAAUGUCAAUUGUAAACUCUGGGCCUUAUGUGAUUUGUCCAUGGACUUAUUGGCUCAAAAAACCGUGAACUUUGAGUUUAAAGAUUUCCCUGCAGAGGCGAGAAUAUCACCUAUGUACUUCAAGAAAAACGAAGAUCCAAACUUUGUCAACACCAAGGUCUACAUUCCUCCAGAGCUAAUGAUGAGCGGCAACGGAAGGAAAGGAUUGACCAAUGCGAGUGUACACAUGUCAACGACAGAGCGGCCAGUGAGGAAAACCACCAGAGGUCGCAAACCUCCGCCAGAGCCUUCAGACACCAACGAGCACGAUGUCAAGCUGCUUAACGAGGAGGAGGAAGUUGUGUCUACCUUAAGUCAACCUAUUGAUGCAUUGCCUGCUUCUGCAUCCGACUCAAGAAUACACCUACCACAUAUGGAAGUAGAUUCGGACGAUCAAGAGGAGAGGGAGCCCCCGCCUAAGCGAGGUCGUCUCGCUAAAUUAGAGAAAGCAGAGUGAUAACACCUGAUUCUGAAUGGUACAAAGUGAUAAGAGGACACUCUGUGAGUGAAACAACUGUGUAAGCGGUUCCUGGAAAAACAAACUAUCACCAAAGAACACUUGGAAACAUUUGUCUGCUAAAGCCAAAAGAGGUACUUUUCAUCAAGGUUUGCAGUUUGCAAGUGGUUUUAAUAUUUUGUCAUUUUAUUCGUGACUUAAGUUGAACGUUGGGUACGAAUUGUUAGAAACAUAAAACCAAAAUCUAUAGUAGUUUUAUCAUGAUAAUUUAAUUAUAGAAAAGUUGUUGACACAAAUAUUUAAUUAUCGACGGUUUAAUGGAAAUUCUCGAACAUAAUAAUGAUUUAAGCACGUUGAUUUGAGAACAUAUUGUUAAUAUAUUUUCACAGUAAAAAGGAAUUGAAUUCUCAUAAUAUUGGUUAGUAAUGAACUAUUUUUAUUUUGUCAUAUCACAAUGUUUUUACAUAAUCUAUUAGGAGACUAGUCCUAAGAAUUUGAGCAUAAAUUACCUGGUAUUUAUUUCAUAUGUAGAGUCAAAGUUAACAUAACAACAGUGAAACUACACGAUUAAUUUAAAUAACUAUAAACUGAAUUGUUUUAAUGA